CUGUUUAGUCUGCAGGGCAGGAUCACACGCAUCUAGUGCUAGACCAGUACCAAUCUCACCAAUGACCGUUUCCAUUCAAGAAUCCCGACCGCUGCAGGUCCUCAUCGUCGGGGCCGGCAUCGCGGGGCUGACGGCUGCCAUUGCUCUCGGCAAGCAGGAGCAUCAUGUUGUGAUUCUCGAGAAAUCCAAGUUCUCCCGCGAGGCUGGUGCAGCCAUUCACGUGCCCCCCAACUGCACGGCCCUCCUCAACUGGCUGGACAUUGACCCCAAGGACUUUGGUGGAACCUUGUUGGAGCAGAUUCACCGAUAUGAUCACCUUGGCAAUCUCAGAUACCAGAGAGACUUUACCGAGAUUCGUCAAAAGUGGCAGGCAGAAUGGUAUCUGGUCCACCGUGUCGAUCUUCAUAAUUACCUGAAACAGCGGGCUCUGGAAACAGCCACCCUUCACAUGGGCUGCAAGAUCGUCAACAUCGAUGUGGCUAGUGAACGCCCGUCAGUGACACUCGACAAUGGGGAGAGAUUCGAAGGAGAUAUUCUUCUUGGAGCAGAUGGCUUGCACUCGAUUGUCCGCAACGAGAUUGGCCAAAAUUCCCCGUAUCCAUUCCCCGCGGGCAAGUCCUGUUUCCGAUGGCUUCUCCCGACCGAUGACCUGCGCCAUCUGCCUGCCACCCAGGACACCGUCCGAGAUCCAGGUGUCUUCAUCGAAUGGGCGGGUGAGGAUCGCCGGCUUGUCGCAUAUCCGUGUUCCGACAACAAAAUGUUCAAUCUCUGUGCGUUCCUCCCAACCGCAGAAGCUGGGGGUACUGCCGAGGGCUGGCAAGCUAUCGGAAGCAAGGAGGCUCUAGUCGCUGGAUUUUCCGAGUUUAGCCCGGAUGUAAAAGAACUUGUUGAUGGGGCGGACGAGAAUCUGAAAGUGUGGGAAUUGUUCGACAUGAAGACCCUCCCCUCGUGGGUGAGGAGAUAUUCCGCGUUGCUGGGUGAUGCAGCACAUCCAUUCCAGCCUUACAUGGGCCAAGGAGGCGCCAUGGCCAUCGAAGACGCCGUAUCUUUGGCAGUGCUACUCCCCGCCGGAACGCGCGUCGAAAACAUCCCGCAACGGCUAGCAUUGUACGAACAGGCGCGACGAUCACGCGUGGAAAUGGUUUUGGAAUACACGCGCAUCAACGGAGUCGAUGAGAAUGACACGACUGCGAAAAGAAUCAGUGCUGCGGAAAUGGUCAAUUUCAUGGGUAUCUGCUUUUCGCAUAAUGAGAUUGAGAACUCGAAGGCGCUGCUUGAGAGUUCUAGGUGGCAGUCAUAGCGUGAGCUCUCUAUGUUUAUGUCCUCAAGAGGGUGUGUAUUGCAGCUAGCAGCAGCAUGUUUAUCCGUGUAUCUGCGACAACAUGGGUCAACACCAGCGGACCAUGGACAUAUACACAUUAGCGUCGACCCUUCUCCCUAUCAUUUCACAUAGUUAGCGAUUAGAUAUAUUGUAGCCUCUGAGUUGU
This is a messenger RNA of Aspergillus ibericus CBS 121593, 1487 nucleotides long. Its product is annotated as FAD/NAD(P)-binding domain-containing protein. The transcript has 8 exons. The coding region runs from base 62 to 1300 and encodes 412 amino acids. NCBI's taxonomy places the organism in Eukaryota, Fungi, Ascomycota, Eurotiomycetes, Eurotiales, Aspergillaceae. The record is from RefSeq and is a predicted model, not a curated record. Gene Ontology annotation, molecular function: FAD binding; monooxygenase activity.